Molecule: messenger RNA, 3191 nt
Organism: Nerophis lumbriciformis (worm pipefish)
Lineage: Eukaryota; Metazoa; Chordata; Actinopteri; Syngnathiformes; Syngnathidae
Gene: dhx40
Product: DEAH (Asp-Glu-Ala-His) box polypeptide 40
Cellular component (GO): intracellular anatomical structure
Molecular function (GO): ATP binding; RNA binding; 3'-5' RNA helicase activity
Source: RefSeq, a predicted model, not a curated record
CAGAGUGCAAUAGUUUGCGGAAGUUUCCCCCUGACCGUGUCGUCUUUUAACGCGGUGACGAAAACUAUUUUGUUUUAAAUGAUAGUAGGAACGGGAGGCCAAUGUUAUAGUUGAAUUAUUUAUUGUCAAGUCUAUAUUCCACGGUCACACCGACCGUAACAGUAAUGUCCAAAUCGAAAUCAUCGCGGCAUCUAAAAGAAAAUGAUUGCAAACAGUUGCCGAUCUACCAGCACAAAGCCAAACUGAUCCAGGUGGUGAAAGAAAGCACUUUUUUGGUGGUCACAGGUGAGACAGGCAGUGGGAAAACGACACAGCUUCCACAGUACUUACACGGAGCAGGUUUUUGUAAAAAUGGCAAAAUAUGCGUUACCCAGCCCCGCCGGGUGGCUGCCAUUACGGUGGCUCAGAGGGUAGCCCAGGAGAUGCAGUGCACUCUGGGUAAAAAGGUGGGCUACCAGGUGCGCUUCGACGACUGCACGUCACAGGACACGGAGGUGAAAUACAUGACGGAUGGCUGUUUGCUCAGAGAGGUUCUGGCAGACCCGGGACUGGCUCAGUAUGGUGUGGUGGUCCUGGAUGAGGUCCAUGAGCGAAGCCUCAACACAGAUAUCCUCCUGGGCUUACUGAAGAAGGUCUUCUCUGAUCCCGCUGAGGCAAUGAGGGGACGCUCUUUCCCACUGAAGGUGGUGGUGAUGUCGGCCACCUUGGAAACGGAGAAGCUUUCUGCCUUUCUCGGGGGAUGUCCUGUAUUCACUAUACCUGGGAGGACUUUUCCUGUCACGUGCACAUUUGGCAACGCUGUAGGACCAAAGAACUUGGACAGCAUGGGUUAUGUGAAAGAGGUUGUGUCUUUGGCGCUGGAUGUCCACACUAGUGAGAUGGCAGGAGACAUUCUGGUGUUUUUAACCGGUCAGUUAGAAAUCGAACGCGCCUGUGAUUUGCUGUUUGAGAAAGCAGAAUCUAUUGACUACCGCUACGACGUGAAGGACAAAACAAUGGAGGGGCUUCUUAUUUUACCUCUCUACGGAUCCAUGCCUACUGAUCAACAGCGGCAGAUUUUUCAGCCUCCUCCUCCCGGAAUAAGGAAGUGCGUUGUGGCCACAAACAUCGCCGCUACAUCUCUCACCAUCGACGGCAUCAAGUACAUCAUCGACAGCGGCUUUGUCAAACAACUCAACCACAACUCCAGGGUAGGAAUGGACAUUUUGGAAGUGGUGCCCAUUUCUCAGAGUGAGGCUCAGCAGAGAGCGGGCCGAGCUGGAAGAACCUCAGCAGGGAGGUGUUUUCGCAUCUACACAAAGGAAUUCUGGGAAGAGUGCAUGCCUGAAUAUACGAUUCCAGAGAUCCAGAGGACAAGUCUGACUGCAGUGAUCCUCACGCUCAAGUGCCUGGGUGUCCAUGAUGUCAUCAGGUUCCCCUAUCUGGACCCCCCAGAGGAGAGGUUCAUCCUAGAGGCGUUGAAACAGCUCUACCAGUUUGACGCUAUUGACAGGAGGGGUCGGGUAACUCGCCUGGGCCAGCUGAUGGUGGAGUUCCCUCUGCACCCGGGCCUCACCAGGGCUUUGCUCAAAGCCGCCUCACUCGGCUGCCAGGACCUGUUGCUUCCAGUGGCCGCUAUGCUGUCUGUGGAGAAUAUCUUCAUACGACCAGGUCACCCUGAGAAGCAGAAAGAGACCGAUCAGUGUCACAGAGCGCUGGCGGCCGAGAGCGGCGGCAUGAACGACUUUGCCACGCUUCUCUGCGUUUUCCAGCGGUGUCAAUCCAGUGAAAGGCCUUCUGUUUGGUGCAAGGACAAUUGGAUCCACUGGAGGGCGCUCAAAUCGGCAUUCAGCGUGGAGACGCAGCUGCGUGACAUCCUCCUGCGCCUGCAAAAAAGGAGAGAUUUCCCGGUGGAGAAGUUUGACGGCAAUAAAAAUGAACUCUUCCGACGAUGCCUGUGCACAGGAUACUUCACCAAUGUUGCCAGAAGAUCAGUUGGGAAGGUGUUCUGCACAAUGGAUGGCCACGGAUCCAUGGUUCACAUCCAUCCGUCGUCAUCGCUGUUUGAGCAGGAGAUGGAGCUGGACUGGAUUCUCUUCCACGAUGUGCUGGUGACAUCGCGGGUCUACGUCAGGACCGUGUGUCCCAUCAGAUACGAGUGGGUGAAGGAGCUGCUGCCUAAACUGCACGAGGUGGACGUCUACGAGCUCAGCAGCGUGGCGAGACAGGAAGUGACCGAUGAGGAGAUGAUCAAGUGGGAGAGCAGGGAAGCGGCUAAAAGGCAACCAGAAGUUUCUACUCAGGAUCUCUUGAAGAAACUGGAGAAGCGAAAUAACGAAAGUACCGUCAGUGACGCUCGCGCUCGCUACCUGCAGCGCAAGAAACAAAGACAACAGAACAGUAAAGCUCCCUGAUGUUGGAACACCAGCGCCAUGAUGGACAUGAUGGACAAUACCAUAUUUUUAAGCAGUAUAUCCUGACAAUAAACAUUUUGAUACAUUUUUUUUAAAAUGUAUUUUUGUCUUGAUGUUCAGCAGUGAAGCAGCCCAUUGCGACCCGACCUCGGAUAAGCGGAAGAAGAUGGAUGGUAUUUGUAACAGGCGACACCAUAAAUGCUCCAAUUACCGGUAACACAAUUUGAGUUAAGUGCCAGGUCUCAUAUGGAUUUCUAAUUAGUGGCUGUGUUCUGUUGAAAUGAGUUACGUCGAAAAAAAAACUAGCAGUUGCAAUAUUCAAAAGCGGUGUAUAUCAAUUUCCUCAACUGCAUCAAAAAAAUGCUAUUUUAAGUUUCGAUUUAGAUAUCAAAAAAACUUUUAAACUUUCGUCAUGCUCUCCUGUUUGACAACAAUAAAGUGUUAUAUUCUGUGUGUUAUAUUUAGUGUCAGGCAUAUUUAGCCAUCAAGUAAUGCUCACAUAUCGCUUGGUAGUCGGGCAUGACUCUUGUCAUAGUUACGGGGUGUCCAGACCUUUUCCAACAAGGGCCGCAGACUGAAAAGUCAAAGUAUGCAGAGGCCAUUUUUAUAUUUUGUAAAGAAAGAGACAGACACAUUUAAAGUCAAAACCUUGUGUUUGUUUGUUAUAAGUGACAACAUUUAUUAUUAGUCCCAAAAUGUCAUAUUUUUCUCAUUACAUUACGUCUUUCUGCUCUUUUGUUACAUUUUUACUGUUUUUAUUAUUUUCCUAUGUAAAAACAAACUAUGGAAAUUUUUACA